Aspergillus affinis is the source of this 474-nucleotide messenger RNA. Its product is annotated as Bromodomain-containing protein. The transcript has a single exon. The record is from RefSeq and is a predicted model, not a curated record. NCBI's taxonomy places the organism in Eukaryota, Fungi, Ascomycota, Eurotiomycetes, Eurotiales, Aspergillaceae. The coding region runs from base 1 to 474 and encodes 157 amino acids. Gene Ontology annotation, cellular component: histone acetyltransferase complex. Gene Ontology annotation, biological process: chromatin remodeling; positive regulation of transcription by RNA polymerase II. Gene Ontology annotation, molecular function: histone H3 acetyltransferase activity.
AUGGCCCACUUAAAGGACUACGUUAAAGGCACUUCCCCCGUGAUGCAUUUUCUGACCUACGCUGAUAACUACGCCACGGGGUGUUUCCAAAAACAAGGCUUUACCAAAGAGAUCACGCUUGACAGGUUCAUCUGGAUGGGCUACAUCAAGGAUUAUGAAGGCGGCACACUUAUGCAAUACUCUAUGCUUCCCCGAAUAUGGUAUCUCGAAGUUGGUCGUAUGCUUCUUAAGCAGAAGGAAACUGUUCUAGCUAAAAUGCGCCCCUUGAGCAAAAAUCACAUCAUACAUUUACCGCCUCAGCAAUGGGCUAACGGCGUUAUCACUCCGAUUGAUUCAUUCUCUAUUCCUGCCAUUCGAGCUACUCGGUGGUCUCCGGACAUGUGGUACAAGCUAGCACGGGAACCACGACAUGGGCCUCAUUUUAACGAACUUCGACGCUUUCUUAGCAAAAUUCAAGCUCACAAACAAGCAUGA